This is a messenger RNA of Trichoplax adhaerens, 1047 nucleotides long. RefSeq lists its product as uncharacterized. The coding region runs from base 1 to 1047 and encodes 348 amino acids. Gene Ontology annotation, cellular component: membrane. NCBI's taxonomy places the organism in Eukaryota, Metazoa, Placozoa, Uniplacotomia, Trichoplacea, Trichoplacidae. The record is from RefSeq and is a predicted model, not a curated record. Gene Ontology annotation, molecular function: G protein-coupled receptor activity. The transcript has a single exon. Gene Ontology annotation, biological process: G protein-coupled receptor signaling pathway.
AUGAGUAUCAACACAACUUUGUCUUCAUUGCCAAUCAAUACAACAAGAAAUGCUAAUGGCAAUGGCGUGAUGCUAAGUAUAACUAUUGCGGCCAUUUAUAAUGGAAUCACUGGCAUCAUCGCAUUAACUAUCAAUGCUCCACUAGCUUACAUUAUUAUAACACGAAGGACAUUAUGGAAAAUUCCUCACAUCCGAUUAUGUAGUAUGUGUUUUACUUCCAUCAUUUUAGCAUUGCUUUACUGCCUACCUUAUCCUUGGAUUUCUUCAUCUCCACCAACCUCUGUCCUAAAAAUAAUUCAAAAGCCAUUGCGCAAUUUCUUACUGGCUUCAUUCUGUUUCCAUUUAGCAUCCGAUGCAGUGGAUAAAGUGGUUAUUAUCGCUUUUCCAUUCCAGUACAAGAGUUUCGUUAGACCAAGUAUUGUAGGCCUUAAUUUAACCUUGGUCUGGCUAAUUUCCUUAUUUGUGUCAUUUUAUCCAAUCAUCAGUCCUUUACGACGAAAGAGCAAUGUUACAUAUUUAACGGGAUCAAUAUCAGAAGAAGCUAAUUAUCAUUACGUAUUUUAUAGCUUAUGCAUUAUUCUGCCCUAUUCAGUCAUAAUUCUAUGUCAUGGUUAUCUUUUUGUAGUUGCAUUGCGACAUGUUAGAAAUAUUGAUUAUCAGCAAAGCAAAUCCAUGGAAGAACUAAAAAGGGGAAGACAACGAAUUAUUAAAAAAUUUAGGGCGGCACGACCUUUAAUUGUUACCUCUGUGGUAUUUCUGAUAUUUACCGUACCCUACUUCGUCUGCUUAUUCAUUGCGUUUUCAUUAGGCGACUUGCCAUGGGAGAUACGGAAGAAACAUUUAGGAGUUUUAAUGAAUGCUUUAAAAGCUUCAUCGUAUGGUUUGCGUGAACUUGCUUUCUCCUAUCCCGCCUAUAAUCCAUUUAUAUUUAUCCUUUUUAGUCAAGAUCUACGAAAAGAAAUAGCAGAGUUUUUACGAAUUUCACGAAAGAAACCUUUAUUACAAUCAGCAAGUACAACUAGAAUGACAAGUACUCAUUUAAUAUAG